Anopheles nili is the source of this 2248-nucleotide messenger RNA. RefSeq names its product pyrokinin-1 receptor (gene PK1-R). The coding region runs from base 1 to 2184 and encodes 727 amino acids. Gene Ontology annotation, biological process: neuropeptide signaling pathway. The transcript is spliced from 4 exons. Gene Ontology annotation, molecular function: neuromedin U receptor activity. Lineage: Eukaryota; Metazoa; Arthropoda; Insecta; Diptera; Culicidae. The record is from RefSeq and is a predicted model, not a curated record. Gene Ontology annotation, cellular component: plasma membrane.
AUGUGGACCGAAGUGGACGCUGGAGCUAGUGGAGUGCGGGCUGAACGAGAUGCCCAACUACUGCUAUCGACAUUAGCGUCCCUGAUCGUCGCACCUGCGAAUCCGGCCCGACGUGCCAACCCAGUAGACCCCGCUGGACCAUCCGAUGUCAUUGUGGGGUCGUUUCUGAACACCUCCAGUGAGCUGAUGCGGUCUUUCGUACCCCCAAACGACAGCCUCGAGGCAACUGAUGGGUCUGAAGGACUCGAUGUGGAGCUGUAUGGGCCCAAGCGAGACCCGCUGUACGUGGUGAUACCGAUCACGAUCGUCUACCUGCUUAUCUUUCUCACCGGUGUGGUCGGCAACAUCAGCACCUGCAUCGUGAUCGCUCGCAACCGAUCGAUGCACACCGCCACCAACUACUACCUGUUCAGCCUGGCCGUGUCCGACUUCUUGCUGCUGGUGUCAGGCGUGCCACAGGAGAUCUACUUCAUCUGGAGCAAGUACCCAUACGUGUUCGGUGAGACGUUCUGCGUUCUGCGUGGUAUCGCAGCAGAGACAUCCGCUAACGCGACAGUACUUACGAUCACGGCGUUCACCGUCGAGCGGUACGUCGCCAUCUGUCAUCCGUUCCUGUCACACACGAUGUCAAAACUCAGCCGGGCUAUUCGGUUCAUCUUCGUCAUCUGGCUGAUAGCGAUUGUAUCAGCAGUCCCGCAGGCGCUUCAGUUUGGUGUCACCAAUCAGAAUGGGGUCGACCAGUGCGUGGUGAAGCGCAUCAUCAUCCAGCACUCGUUCGAGCUGUCGACGUUUCUGUUCUUCUUCGCACCGAUGACACUCAUCACUGUGCUGUAUGCGCUGAUUGGGCUCAAGUUGCGCUCGUCCACGCUGAUGCAGCGUGAUGGAACGUUGCAGAGGAGGAACAACGUGGCACCUUGUUCACGAAACUCGUCCGCCAACAGCCAGGGAACGCGACGUGUGCUUAAGAUGCUCGUGGCCGUCGUAGUGGCGUUCUUUCUCUGUUGGGCUCCGUUCCACGCUCAGCGGCUCGUCUACAUUUACGGCGUGGAUCAGGACCACCAGCCAACAGAUCCACUCAUCCUGAAGCUGUUCGUCAUUACGACCUACAUCUCCGGCAUCCUGUACUACCUGUCAACGUGCAUCAACCCGCUGCUGUACAACAUCAUGAGCAACAAGUUCCGCCAGGCGUUCAAGGAGACGCUGGCCAACUGCUGUCAAAUUGCGCGUCAAUCAAAUAGUGCGGAGCGAUCAUACCGAAUAUUGCCCAGAAGGGAACGACGUUCUGCUGCAAACAAGGAAUCUUCCGAUAUCUCAGGCAAUUCCAUCAAGGACGAAAGCCUGUACUCGUCCUCUACUCAGAAACAAUCCUUCGACUCCAUAACGCUGUCCCGAGGCCACUCGCUCAAGCGCCCGCCGUCGAUCGCACCGCCCGGCGUGCAGGAGAGCGCUCUCGCCCUCGGACCGGUCACCUUCACCGGGGUCUACCAUGGCCCGCACCACCACCACCACCACCAUCUCCACCACCACCAUCACCAUGGACACCAGCCGGCGGGCGUCGGAGAGCAACCCUCGGCCAACGUCCUGGUCGCCGGAAAGCCCGGCCGAUCCGAGCUUGAUUUGUACACGCGUGAGCGCGAGCUCCAGCUGAACAUCUUCGCCUCCUCACAGGACACUGGCUCGGGAAAGGUUGACUACCUGCCAGACGGAUCACUAGCCCGCAUCAGCAUCCAGAUCAACCGAAUACCGUGUGCUGGCGAGAUGUCAACAUCGGAUCUAGACGGAAUCGGUUCAGGUCGUGCGUUACCCGAGCGCAGUGACACCCUGCGAUUACUCUGCAAACAGCCGCGUGGACAGGAAGGGCGCAUCGAGAUCUUCGUGCGGAAUAGACACCGUCAGCGAGAGCGCUCUCGAUUGAGGUUAUGGAGGUUCUUUCAACACGUGCGGCCAUUGCGAAGGAACGGUUCAACUCGCCGAGAUUCGGACGCGGUAGUGCAUUUCUACGAGGGCACCAAUGGUGGGACUCCUGCGAGCCCUACGGUAACCCUUCGACCAGGGCGUGAUGGUGCAGGUGUAUCACCACGAGGACACUACUUCGGAUACCCGCUGGAAUGCGGUUCCGCACUCGAGGACGACCUGGAGGCAUACAUGCGUGAGAUCAAGCUGCGAGAAACCGUCAUCCGCUAGGUGGGUCGAAUUUCGACCCCAGCUCGACCGUCAGCUCGACCGUUGAUUCGACAAUCGGCACGUA